GUAGCCCCCAUGCCUCUAACAAGAACCACGAAGACCCCGAUACACCUGGUCUCCUCAUUUGCACCUAAUCUUCGCCAAAAUCCGCCCUAUGAAGAACUAGAGGAGCCUCUUCGCCCAUCAAACAAUAAAGACCGUAAUCACAACCACGGCUCCGUCGCCACCAACAACCUUAACCCAGGAGGAGAAAAAACUUCGAGAGGGGUAGCGGGAGAAAGCGCUUCCAGGGCGAGAAGCGCGAGCAAGAAAAAGCAGAGAGUAUCGCCUAUAAGAACUGUUGGUCUCAAAACAGGAAUCGAGAUGUCGCAAAUAUCGUCUGACAUUUCGAGGACCCAAUCCCCCGCGAGCUCCGCAUUCCCAUCCUACUUUCGCCGAGAAAAGAAUACGCUUGCUGUCGAGAGUUUACCUGAACUACCAAACAGCGAUGGGUGUCCCAGCGAUCAUAUCCACAAGGAGGAAGACGGGCGGGGUUCGGGAGGAGAAGAGAGAAGGAAGGACGCGGUUUACUACGCUCCGAUUCCCGAGAAACAGAAGUUGGGGUACAUGUCUACGGCUGCGCUGAUCAUAAACAAGAUGAUCGGUACCGGGAUAUUUUCGAAGCCUUCGGCGAUAUUGAAGCUGACGGGGUCGAAAGGAGGGGCGCUGUUUCUUUGGGUUGCCGGUGGGGUUAUGACGCUUACUGGGUGAGGGAUCCACGAGGGAUGAUUGAAGCUUAUGUCGUUCUAAUGUUAUCGGGAUUUUCAGAUUAUUCGUCUAUCUGGAAUUUGGUGUUGCAUUGCCAUUCAAUGGCGGUGAAUUGGUCUAUGUAGCUCUCACGCCCUUCGCCUCUCUACCUCCGAUUGCGAAUACGAGCUAAUAUGCAAAAUAGCUAGAUGAGGCAUACACACGCCCGAAGUACAUUGCGAGUUGCAUGUUCGCCAUCUUCUUCGUCUUGCUGGGAAACACCGCAGCAAACACAAUUGCCUUUGCAAAGCACAUGCUAGUAGCUUUCAACCCCAACGAGCAGAGCCCAGAUUACCGACUGCAGAGAUUUGUAGCAUUAGUCUGCAUCACAUUUAUUUGCCUCCUCCAUCUAUUCUCGCGCAAGAUGGGAAUCUUCGUCAACAAUGCAUUGGCAGCGUACAAGGUUGGCCUGCUCACGUUCGUGGUGAUUUCAGGGUUCGUAUGUCUGGGCGGUGGCGGGAGCGGUGAUCACAAGAACACCCCCUACGGGAAAGAGAACCUUCAGAAUGCGUUUGAAGAAAGCUCUGGAUCGCCGUACGCUUAUGCCAGCGCAAUGUUGAGCGUGCUGUACAGCUAUCAAGGGUGGGAGAACGCGAAUUAUGUGGGUUCUAAUCUUGCGCUUAACGGGGGGAAGUAUGCUAAUCCCGAGUAGGUCCUCGCAGAGGUCAAGAGACCGCGGGGUGAUGAGUCUCGGACUUUCAAACGUGCAGCUUUGGUAGCGUUUACAGUGGUCACGUUACUAUAUAUUCUUGCGAACGUCGCAUAUGUAUAGUCACCUAGACGCCAAAUUAUUAACAGACACUGGAACUGAUAUCGGUGCCUAGUUUUCUGCCAGUACCACAAAAGAACUCAUAGAAACCGGUUCCACCGCCGCUGCCGAAUUCUUCAUAAAAGUUUUCGGCAACGGGCCCUUCGUGAGCAGAGGUCUCAAAGUCCUCAUUGCUCUCUCCGCCUUCGGAAACGUCGUCGCGGUAACAUACGCAAAUGCUCGAGUCAAGCAGGAAAUUGCGAAGCAGCGAAUCCUGCCAUUCUCAGAGUUCUGGGCAAGUACCAGUCCAUACGGAACCCCCGUUGGUGCUCUCAUCUUGCACUGGAUAUUCACCGUGAUCGUCAUUGUAGCAAGUAAGUUUCCAUGAUCCUGGUUGAGGAUUCUGUAUUUUCAAAGAAUUACCACCGCUAACGCAACGCUAAAGCACCCAAUUACUCGCGCAAGGAUGAGGCUUACAACCUAGUCAGUGUCUUGUUCACAUACGGCCACACUUGGAUCGGAAGUACGUUACACUAUAUUCCCAUCCGUCUCCGCCCCCUAUAACCUUGGAUGUAUAUGACAAGUUCCCCCUGAAACUAACCCCCUCCCCCUCUUGCGACAGUCUUCGUAUCCCUCGGUCUAAUCGCCCUCCCCCUCCACGAUAAGUUCAGCGAAUGGCGACCCGCCAUCGUGAGCAUUAAGAAGCUAUACGGAUUAGUAGCCCUCUACAUAACCCUCAAUGUCUUCAUUAUAAUCUUGAUCUGGUGGCCUGCCAAAACCGAGGAAAUCAGAUCCUACGUUGCCCCCUCCGUCGGGACCUCAGUCCUCGCCUUCGGUGUGCUGUACUGGGUUGGUUUUGCGAAGGUAUUGCCCGCGCUAGGGUAUCAUAUUGACUCUGAGCCGGAUGAAUUAGUCGACGGGAGUCGGGUUGUUACUUACAAGGUAUUUGAGUCCCACGAUGGGUUUAUCCCUAGAAGUGGAAUGCGAAUUGACGGCUGACGAUUCCGAUAGCGUUACAAGACUGGCCCGGCAUUAGCGUUGGCUGAUUGGUGGGAGCGAACUUUUAAGAAGAAGCAACAGCUAUGAUUCGAGUUACCCAGGUCCUCGGAGUAGAUUUUCUGGGUAUCCCUUAUUUUAUUUCUUUUCACCUUAUGGAGUUAAUACUCUCAAGUUACAUUGGUAUUUUUUUUGUUUUUGUUUUUUCCUUAUGACCCCAACAUAGUGACCCUCGCCGAGGGUUUGUUAAUUGGCGCCUGAAGCUUGAUGGGGGGUCCUGUCUGGCUUGGGUCGGAUGGUUGGACGGUUUUGGCUGCGGUCGAUUUUUAUUUUAUUUUCUUUCCCUGAACUUUCCUUCCUGCUACCAUAUGUAACUUAGCCCCCCUUGCCUACUCGGGUACCUGCGUCACUGUACAACUCCACUUGAGCACUACCGUUUCACCUGCUCCAGUCCUGUAGCAAUCUUGUAUAACAGUCUCCCACCUGUCUAUCCAGUGUCCCGAGCACGAAACGUCUACCCUCUCUUCUCCUUUUUUCCCCCUUUCCCCACCCCCUCUAUUCCAGGCGGUAACGCUACCGUACUCGAUUCAACUAUUCUUCCCUCAUAAAACAGUGCUCCUAAGUUAAAGUAUCAAUAACAUAAGCAGAACAGGAGAAUUAACCCAUACCAGCGCGACAGAUUCCCUGUCUUGCGGUGAUGAAGGGGCAUUUUGUAACAGGCAGUGCAUGGCAUAAACAUUAUGCAGGUCGGACAGCCGAGGUGAGACGGGUACAGAGAUAGAGUUGAACUUACAAGGAGUUUUUUUUUUUCUUUUCAGUUUUCGGUAUGAUGUUCAGUUCAUUGUAAACGCGAGCGUCUAC
Molecule: messenger RNA, 3325 nt
Organism: Tuber aestivum (summer truffle)
Lineage: Eukaryota; Fungi; Ascomycota; Pezizomycetes; Pezizales; Tuberaceae
Source: the annotation of a GenBank genome assembly